Trichoplusia ni (cabbage looper) is the source of this 2066-nucleotide messenger RNA. RefSeq lists its product as uncharacterized. Bases 178 to 1167 code for a protein of 329 amino acids. The record is from RefSeq and is a predicted model, not a curated record. The transcript is spliced from 5 exons. NCBI's taxonomy places the organism in Eukaryota, Metazoa, Arthropoda, Insecta, Lepidoptera, Noctuidae.
CAUUUGAAAUUUUGAACGAUUGAGGAAUGCCAACGGCCAAAUCUGGCCAAAUUGUUAUUGUUUUGAAAUGUUAUCUCUACAAAAGUAUUAUAUUUGAAUUAUUUAAAUUAGUUUGCCCACGGAUAAUUGUGACUAAAGUGAAGAAGUUACUGACAAAGUUCAAGUUAAACCACCAAAAUGCAGAAUACAGUGAAAAACAAGUUAUCGGAACUACAAAAUAUAAUAACUCGGAUGCCAUUAGAAGUGUUCUGUGUGGCUGCAUUACCUGAGUUCGGUGUUCGAUGGCGGGAAUUGUCCAAAGCGGUCCGUAAUGCGAGGUUGCCGAUGCAGCCGGCGAGCGUUGCGCGGGUGCUUUGCAGACACAUUUCUAAAGCUCUUACAGUUGAUGAGAUUGAAGAUAUUGUGGCUAGGUUGAGGUUGAAGUUGGUAGCCACACAGUCUCGCACGUGGCACGUGAUACGUCUGUACGAGAGGACAACAGAGGAACCUGUCAAGGUUACCAUCAGGACCAUCCCGGGACGGAUCACACAGGCUCUCCGGAAGAAUAAGAGGAGCAUGCGGCCAGACGUUCAGUCAGUCCUGCUCGGUGACCUGAUGUAUAUAAGCGUGCAGCUGGUGUCGGACCACAAGGAGGGCUCCGUCCUGUACGUGGCGACUCCGCCGGGAGAGGCGGUCGCGCUGGUGUCCAGCGUCACCAUGAUGGGCCUGCUGAAGGGGACUGUCGAAGGUCUCGGCUACAAGAGUUUUGAGAACGCAAACCUAUACGGGCGGGAUGUCAAAUCUCUCCUACAAAUAAACGACCGAGCGUGGAAUGCAAACGCCGACCAUCUGACAGAAAUACCGGAAUACGCACCAAUACCAAUUGUAACGAGCAAAGGAAUUGAUUAUACAAACAAAACUUACGACGAAAACUACGUAGACAGCCUCCUUGGUCCUAACCCACCGGUAUUAACAGAUCUUAACAUUAAAACAACUAAGUCCUUCUUCGAUCCAUCGAAUUUAGAUAAGAAUAUUAAUCUUAACGUUAGUUUGAAGUGUGAGAAUGUAGCUAAGACCCUAAAAUGCUGGGUCACGAAAGGUGCUCUAGCACCAACUUCGGACUUCUUUCAAAUAUUUCAUCAGAUCAAGUCGAAUAAAAUUAGUUAUAGUCGGGAUGAUUCUGAUUAAUGGCGUUGAUGAAGAUUGUAUGACUUCCCGCAUGUAUGCUUAAUACUGUAUAUUAAAAUGUUAAAAAACGCGACACAAUUGCAUGGAUUUUUGUCAUUCAAUUCUAGCGCUUUCUUUUGAUACCUAGCCAUAGGAAAAUUGGAAAAACCAACCACCAACUUGUGUCGGUCAUCUCAGAUCGAUUAAUCAAAUAGCUAGAAGUACUCCGAGUUUCUUUUUCACACGAAACCAAAUCGGAAUUGCUUUAUAGGAUGCUAGAAACCGAAAUGUCAAACUUAUAAAACACUCCGUGGGUUUUUACAUUAUGGCUUAAUCUGCGUUUCAACCAGAGAUAUGCGAUGGAGUUGUGGUAGUCGAGCGUGGUUAAUGCGGAGCAGAUUUGAGCGUGCAUUCGCCGUCGUAGACAGUGUCGCUCUGCCGGGCGCGACCGAGCGAUGGCGGAUGCGCCGUCUCUGCAACGGCCGCGAGAGGGCGUGCGUGGGCGCAGAAUGGCGGGGCGUACAGCCAACGCGCUGCGCCAGGAUGCACCCACUUCACGCGACUGUUUAGGGUGCGUCGCCACAGAGUAGUGUCGUGCGAGGAUGUCCGCUGAGUCGUUUCCACCAGAGCUGUGCUGACCGAGGCCAGGUUAAUGAAGCGAUUCUAUUGGUUCUUUACAAACAUAUCCCCUACACAUCGUCGCAAAUGUCUAGUGGAAACGCAACUUUAAGAGUAGUCUAAGGCGGUCGGAAAGGGAUGCAGUACGGGCAAAGUAUCACGUGUUAAAUUAAAAUAUCUACUUAAUGACUAAUUUUGAAUGUAACAUUGACAAAAGAGUUUAGAUUUUGUAAGAAUUGUGUUUAUAAUUAUGACUUGUAUUAUUAAUUAUGAUAUUGUUGAAAUAAACAGUUAUAUUACAA